GCCUGUAAUAAGACUUAAUAAAACUAAAUAAAUGCUGAGAGCCUAAGUAUUUAUUUUUUUCAGGUUUUCAGUUUUCGGUCAAGGUUUGGCCUAGUAUCAAUAGGCCACCGCCGAAUUGGAUCCCAUUCACAGGGGAAAAAAAAUAGAGAUGUUUAACAAGAUGAAUUGGUCGCUCCUUGUCGUGUUUUUUGCAUUCGGGGCUGUCAUCCCCGCCGUGGCCGGCGAACUUGGCGAUAUCCACAGCUCCGACCUAUACUGGGUGAACCGCAAGGCGGAAGCUAUGGACUAUGCCAUGAAAGCCUUCACCAAACAUCCCGAACACGUCACCCGUAAUAUCACUGCAGAGGUCCAUAGCAUGAGGCAUGAAACAAUGGCGUUUGAGGAUGAUAGGGAGGUGGUCAACGGUACAAGGAGGCACUUGAGGGGGAAGAAGUUCAAAGGGCCAUGCAAGGCCUUAAACCCCAUUGAUAGAUGCUGGAGGUGCGACAAGGAUUGGGUGAAAAACCGCAAGAGAAUGGCGGACUGCGCCCUGGGAUUCGGCGCCGGAACCACCGGAGGAAAGGACGGGCCGUACUACGUCGUGACGGAUUCGUCGGACAACGAAAUGGAGGAGCCGAAGCCGGGGACACUCCGGCACGCCGUCAUCCAGGACGGGCCGCUGUGGAUCAUAUUCUCCGCCAGCAUGACGAUCACGCUGCAGCACGAGCUAUUAGUGACUAGCGACAAGACCAUUGACGGCCGCGGCGCGUACGUCAAGAUCGUCGGCGGCGCCGGCUUCACGGUGCAGUUUGUCAAGAACGUCAUCAUCACAAACCUAAAGAUCAAGCGCAUCAAAGCCACCUCCGGUGGCAUAAUCAGAGACUCCGCUACCCACAAAGGUCUCAGGACUUUCGACGAAGGAGACGGCAUUACUAUCUUCGGAUCCUCCAACGUUUGGAUCGACCAUCUCUCCAUGUCCAGGUGCGAAGACGGAAUUAUAGACGCCGUUAAGGGCUCCACCGCCGUCACCAUCUCCAAUUGCCACUUCACCGAUCACUCUAAGGUGUUACUCUUUGGGGCGAACAAUUGGGACCCAAUCGACAAGGUGAUGCAAAUAACGGUGGCCUUCAACCACUUCGGCAAAAGGUUGGAGCAGAGGAUGCCGCGGUGCAGGUGGGGAUUGUUUCACAUAAUAAACAACGACUACACACACUGGGAAAUGUACGCUGUCGGAGGUUCAGCCGGCUCCACCAUAAUCAGCCAGGGCAACCGCUACAUUGCCCCGCCGGGUCCGUCGUACUUCAAGGAGAUAACCCACAGGGACUGGCCCAACGAUGAGUGGAAGGGGUGGACAUGGGUGUCGGAUCGUGAUGAAUUCGUGAACGACGCUUUCUUCACGCCGUCCGGAGAUCCGCAAGGUGCCGUGAAGUACGGCCGUCUCGACCUCCUCGACCCAAUGCCGAGCUCUCAUGCCGGUAAAAUCACUAGGUUCGCCGGUGCUCUUUCAUGCAAGUACGGAAAACCCUGCUAAAUACAGUCCGACCACAAUUCAUUUUUAAUUUUUUUUUGUUGCUGAUAUUAGUUAUUAGUAAUUUUUUGUUACUUGUCAAUUUUCAAUUUUUGUAUGACGAACCAUUUUGGAUUUGGAAAUAGAUCUCAAAGUGUUUGGUUCAAAUUA
Ipomoea nil (Japanese morning glory) is the source of this 1657-nucleotide messenger RNA. RefSeq names its product probable pectate lyase P56. The transcript has 4 exons. Gene Ontology annotation, molecular function: pectate lyase activity. The record is from RefSeq and is a predicted model, not a curated record. Lineage: Eukaryota; Viridiplantae; Streptophyta; Magnoliopsida; Solanales; Convolvulaceae. Bases 149 to 1510 code for a protein of 453 amino acids.